Molecule: messenger RNA, 1158 nt
Organism: Penicillium macrosclerotiorum
Lineage: Eukaryota; Fungi; Ascomycota; Eurotiomycetes; Eurotiales; Aspergillaceae
Product: slipin family protein
Exons: 2
Coding region: 1-1158 (385 amino acids)
Cellular component (GO): plasma membrane
Source: RefSeq, a predicted model, not a curated record
AUGUCCGUCAACGGCGCCAGCAACAGCAAAGCUCCCCUGCAGGAGCAUGAUAACCCGAAUGUUGCCCGCAAUGGUCACGGGCUGGUGAAGGUGCAACCGGCUCGCUUGGAUGAUCUCCAGCCCCGAUAUGCGUCCACUAUCCAGCACGACCAGGAUAACCCAGAGGCUCAUGGCUGGUAUGCGCGACUCGUCCACACCCUGGGCGAAUGUAUCGGUUUCUGCGGUGCCGUGCCCUGCUGCAUUUGCUGCCCCAACCCAUUUAAGCCGGUCAACCAAGGUCAAGUGGGCCUGGUCUCGCGAUUUGGACGGUUCGUGCACUCCCCUAUUCCGCGAUUCAUCGUCUUAUCUCUGGUCGUUUAUUAUUCCUGUGCUCCUUUGACCAACAAGGCCGAGACAAUCCUGAUACUGACCUCGAUUGGCAGCUUCGAACGCUCGGUGGACCCCGGUCUGGUCAAGGUGAACCCGCUCAGUGAGCACCUGACCACCGUCGAUGUCAAAAUCCAGAUUGUCGAAGUACCCCGGCAGGUCUGCAUGACCAAGGAUAACGUGAACCUGAACCUCACCUCCGUUAUCUACUACCAAGUCACCUCCCCUCACAAGGCCGCCUUUGGCAUCUCCAAUGUGAAACAGGCCCUCGUAGAGCGCACCCAGACCACCCUGCGCCAUGUCAUCGGCGCCCGUGUACUGCAAGACGUGAUUGAGCGCCGAGAGGAGAUUGCACAAUCCACUUCGGAGAUCAUCGAGGAGGUCGCCGCCGGCUGGGGUGUACAGGUCGAGUCCAUGCUCAUCAAGGACAUUAUCUUCAGCAAUGACCUGCAGGACUCGCUUUCCAUGGCUGCCCAGUCCAAGCGAAUCGGUGAGAGUAAGGUUAUUGCAGCCCGCGCCGAGGUCGAAUCUGCCAAGUUGAUGCGCCAGGCGGCCGACAUCCUAUCGUCAGCCCCGGCCAUGCAGAUCCGCUACCUCGAGGCCAUGCAAGCCAUGGCAAAGACAGCCAAUAGCAAGGUCAUCUUCCUGCCUGCUAUGAACCAGACCGUUCAGCAGCAGCUGGCAGCUGCCGAUGCCGCCGGCGAGGGCCCAAGUACCUAUGGGAACCCGGCUGGCCAAACCGAUGAUGGCUUCCAGCGCGCGAUGAACGCCCGUGUGGUAGAGGACAUCUAA